UUGGAUGGAGCAUUAGAGAACCAGGAUGAAUUUCACACUGUGGUUGUUACUGAGCUUCUGUGGUUUAACUUUGGGCCAGGAAGGUUUACCUGAAACAGAAGUCACUACUGAAACCGGGUCAUGCUUUCCUGAUAUGUGCAAGUUCCUCAAAGAGUUUGCAGCCAUGAAAGCUAAACUAGAAUCUGUGGAAACCAAUCUGAAAGAGACUGAAAGUCGGGUUCUGGUGCUUAAACAGAAAGGUGAAGCCUUGGAAACAAAGCUGAAUGACUCCGAAAGACAUGUUGUGGUGCUUAAAGAGAAAGGAAAAACCUUGGAAACAAAGCUGAAAGAGACUGAAAGCCACGUUCUGGUGCUUAAACAGAAAGAAGCAUUGAAGGUGGUUUUCAGUGCUGGUAUACUUGGGAAUGCAGCCAUUGGACCCUUUAGCACACCCAGAACCUUAAUCUAUACAAGAGUAAUAACGAAUUUGGGCAACGCCUACAACCAGAACACAGGUAUCUUUGUUGCGCCUGUUGGAGGCAUGUACUACUUCUCCUUCUUCUAUCAUGCUGGUGGAGGACAUAAAGUGCGUCUGCUCCUCAUGAAGAACAAUGAGCAUGUUCUGGAGAGCUCUGAUCACAAGACACUGAAUGAUGGGGCUGAUAACGGAGGCAAUGCUGCCUUCGUGGAGCUGCAGCAGGGAGACCAGGUCUACGUCCAGCUGCAUCCAGACACACAUGUUUUUGGAGGCAGCCACACAACUACUUUUAGUGGUUUUCUUCUGCAUCAAGUCUGAAAAAACAUCGAUGUGAUCAUUUGAAUGGCUUAAAACUACUGACCAGACACUGACCAUGGUUAGUGUUUUUCAGUUUGAUUCGCUAAUCCGUUGUAGAUUAUAAUUAAGUUGAAAUGAUCCAGCAAAACUUUCUUCCACAUUACAUGAACGUCACUCUGAGACGUCAGCGUCUCUGCAGGAAAGAGUUUUGCUAACAAAAGCAUAAAAGGUAUAAAUGGAAAAAGAAAAUGUAUCUUGAUGCAACAAGUCCUUCAGAAAAGCAU
Messenger RNA from Poecilia latipinna (sailfin molly), 1038 nucleotides. Its product is annotated as complement C1q-like protein 3. The transcript has 3 exons. The record is from RefSeq and is a predicted model, not a curated record. Gene Ontology annotation, molecular function: protein binding. The coding region runs from base 26 to 775 and encodes 249 amino acids. Lineage: Eukaryota; Metazoa; Chordata; Actinopteri; Cyprinodontiformes; Poeciliidae.